Zophobas morio is the source of this 561-nucleotide messenger RNA. RefSeq lists its product as uncharacterized. The transcript has 4 exons. Lineage: Eukaryota; Metazoa; Arthropoda; Insecta; Coleoptera; Tenebrionidae. Bases 1 to 561 code for a protein of 186 amino acids. The record is from RefSeq and is a predicted model, not a curated record.
AUGGAGAUAUCUAAACAAGGAACGGAGAAGGAAGAGUGGGCAACUGGAACAACGAUUAAAAGUUUCAAAAAAGGAGUGUGUAACCAAUCUGUUAUUGCAAAGAUUUUUGACUUCAUAGUGUCUAAACAAUUGCAGUGUAUGUCGUCCUGCAUAAUUUCUGAAAAACAACAUAGUUUCGUUAAAAAUAGAUCAACUCUGUCGAACUUAAUAGAAUACUAUUCCUUUCUUAAUGAUGCUUUUGCCACUAAACUUCAAGUUGAUGCUGCAUAUACCGAUUUCUCUAAAGCCUUCGAUAAACUAAAUCAUAAGUUGCUACUUUUAAAGUUAUCCAAAUACGGUUUUAAUAACAACACUAUAAAGUGGUUAGCGUCAUUCUUAAGUGAUAGGCAGCAACAGUAUAUGACUGACGCAAUGGAAUUGCAAGAUGACCUUAAUAGAUUACAUGCAUGGUCUUUGAGCAAUUUACUACCUCUAAAUCUCAAAAAGUGUUAUGUGAUCUCUUUCCUCAACUCUAAAUCAUUGUAUGGAAUCCAUAUUAUAGAGUUGACUGUGAUCUACUAG